Molecule: messenger RNA, 1204 nt
Organism: Microplitis mediator
Lineage: Eukaryota; Metazoa; Arthropoda; Insecta; Hymenoptera; Braconidae
Exons: 3
Coding region: 136-1122 (328 amino acids)
Source: RefSeq, a predicted model, not a curated record
AGCGGGAAUAGAGCCAAUUACAUGAGAGAACCUCAGCCUCUAUAAAGAAGUCUCUCAAGUCUCCACGGCUGAUUUCUUCAACAAAACUUGUGUCGCACAUCCACGGAAAAUAAAUAUCUAAUCCUUGUUAACGCGAUGAUAUUUUUUACCGCAUUCCUUCUGGCAACUGUGUCGUGCCAGUUGAUUCAUGCUGAAGAUGCUGCUGCACAUCGUACAGUUCGUGCACCACAACAAAGUCGUGUUAACUAUCGAUCCCCAGAUGGAUACAAAAUAAAUGAUAAAUCGCAUCCUGAUACGCAAUGGAAAUCACAUGGACAAGGACGAAAUUCAAGACAAGAACCUCAAGCAGGACCAAGAGCUAAACCUACACUGCAAAAACAGACAGACGAAUCGUUUUAUCAGUACAAGCCAUUUUCCGCUGUACCAGAACAUAUUAAACAAAUAAUUAAUCAAGUUUAUACACCCCAAGUUCCCUAUGUUAAUCCUUAUGCAUUUUUUUAUAAUUUAAAUCCCACGCAAACGGCUGCACAGGAUAAUUUGGAAGCUAAAUCACAAGAAUAUUUACCGCCACAAGAAUCAUCUCAAAAAUUCGCAGAAUCGUCAUCAAUAAGACACCCAAGUUAUACGACCCCUUCUAAUGUGAAUACUAAUAAUCAUAAUAAUAAUCAACAAACUGGUACAGAUUAUCGUACAAAUUAUCCAACCCACACAAUUGCGUCAUUUAAAAAAACUCCAAAAGCCGGAAUUAAAUACAAAAAUGACGAAAGGUCUAAUCAACGUUUUGGAUCACGUACGUCGCUUUACUCGCGUCAAGAUCAAGGAAAGAGGUCAUUAGAAAAUGAUUUUGGAAAUUAUAAUCAGGAAUCAUCCAGUCAAGGAUAUCAAAAAAUGCCGCCGGAAAUUCAGCAGUUGCUACAAUUCCAAGCGCAGAUUCCGUAUAAUGUUCUAGCCAACCAGAUUUUAUUUGAAUUCAAAAAACCAUUUGUCCCGCAGCCGUUGCCAAAUGAUAUUAAAUACUCGGGACACUAUCCAAAUAAAGUUUAUUAUGUACAACCUGACGGUCAAAUUGUUGAUGAUCCUCCCGUAAGACAGAUUUCAGAAGAACAAAGUUAUAAAUAUUAAUUUUAUAAAUAUAUAUAUUUAAAUACUAUGAUUGAUAUGUCUCUGUAGAAAGUUUUAAAUCAAUAAAUAUAUAAUUAAAAAA